AUGCGGCGGAUCACCGUUUUCUUCAUCGUAUUUUCUGCUUUAUGUCAGGAUCUAGUGGCCAAAGAAUGUCGAGAUGCCUUUGGAUUUAAUGUGAGUUCACGCUCUUAAAAUUUACAUGUAUAUCCCCUUGACUUAAAUAUAAGUUUUACAGUACGAGGCAGAAGAAUGUAAUUUUUUGGAGACGGAGAACUUCCAGCAUUCCCGAACCAGUCGGAAUGUAACUGUCAAGUUCCAAGGUUUGUUUUCGAAAUAAAAAAAGAGGGAAAAAAAGGGUUACUGUAAGAUGUCUAAAGCCAAGUAAAAACUGCUUAAACCAAACUUCUCAUCAUGAUAUCCAAAACUAUUUUAUCCUGUAAUGUCAUUGUUUUCCAGCCCAACUCGAUGCCAAGACCCUCGCAGAAAUUGACAAGCUGACCGAACAUAUCCCUCUGAACGGCACCAAAUGUUCAAACCAAUAUGAAAUCCUAUCAAAUGGAAGUGGCUACACAACUUCUGUGGCUUGUAGAGAUGUCCAAGAGCACUCUUUAUUACGGCCCGGAGUUCAACGAUGUUUGCCAGUGGAUUUGAAGAAGGAGAGUUUCAAAACUGAACCCGUUGGGCAGUCCAUUUAUUUGCAAGUUCUCAUCUGAAGUAAUAUGAAUGAAUUCAAUUUUUAGAAAUUAUUUUUUCCAUCUGAAUUACACUCAGGAAGCUCGCGGAGUCUCAGAUCCGUUGAGAAUGGAGGCUUCGAAUGUAAGGGAUUCUUAUCCGUUUGAUAUUUCUUGCCACUUCUGUAUCCCAAAACCCGCCUUAUUUUUUCACUCUUAUAUUUUUUUUAUUUUUCAGGGAUGCCUUUUGCAUUUUGAUAUUGCCACUGUGGAGUAAGUUGAUUUUGUUUUUAUGAGCCUUAUUAGAAUUUUGAUUAUUUUUUAAUUUUAAUUUCAGAAAUAAGACGAACUUGGUCAUAGUUGGGGGAAGUAAAAAGUAUAUAAAAGAGACCUUUUACGAAAGCUAUGACGUAAAGACGUAUAAAGAGAACCACACGAUAAAAAGUCAUGUAAGUUCGGGGAAAGGUCGAACUUUUUUACUAUAAUAUUUUGAUUUUUCUAAUAAAAUUUCAUUUCCAGAAAACCAUCCCCACCCGUUCCUCAGAAAUCGACCAUUUCUUCGCUGCUUUUCGUCUCCUGGACACCUCCGGGAAUCAUUCCGUCGACCCUUUUGUCCCCACCCAUCCCCGUCUCACCGAUCAUAAUCUCUGUUUCUUCGCGGAUCUGAGACGAUACGGUCCAUUUAAAGGAUACUGUAGAAUCACUCAGCUGACUGUGAAUCCAACGGAAAAAACGGCUCGCCCUUUUUUGACCCUACACGCCCAGCUCCACAACAAACUUUUGUAUAAUGAAACGGGCGUCGUGGUUUACAGAGGGAUCGAAAAAGUUACGAAGUAUUACGCCAGAUUCAUAUUGGUCAUCUACUGUAAUUCUGAAGAGAGAUUCUGCGAUAGAAAGUAUGCCCAUGACCUGGACUUUGUGACGAGGAUAUCGGUGAGUUGGGAGGAGGACUUUAUAUUGCAGUGGAUGAUUUGAUGUAGAACUUUCAAAAUUUUAACAAGCUUUUUCAGUUCAGAUUUAAAAAAUAUUGAAGAUAAAUCGGCAACUUGUACAUUUCAAAUUUUGUUCGAUAUUUUUGUUUAUUUUUGAAUAAUUUUUUGAUAUUGUAGUAGAUGGAUGACUUGAUUUUAAAUUUUUGAAAUUUUGAUUUUUUUCUCAAUUCUUGCAGAAAGGCGCCAGCUCCAAGUGUUUUUUCCUCAAAGCUUCGGCAGAACCUUUUCUGAUCCCCGGAAAUCAGCAUUAUCUCGCUGCAAAUGACGAUAUCAAGUCUCCACUCAGCCCGCAACAAAUAAAUGACACCGCUUUCUGCACGAUCACCUUCUCGAGCUAUCCACAUUACCAUCUGAAGAAGUACAAGUUGGCACUGAAGAAGAUGCAUUACUUUUUCGGGGAUUUUUCGAUGUAUAAUCUGGACUUGAAUGGAUCUUUGCCCGAGGCUGAAAUGUAAGUUUGGGAAAAAAAUAUAAAUUGAUUAUUGAUUCUGAAGCUGGUAGAUCAUUUUGUAUUAAUUUUAGCCGAAAAAUCUUGGAUGAAUUCAAGAAAUUCCACUUGAGAUUCGUUGACAAUACGUUGUUGAGGAGGAAAACCACGAAUUGCAUGUCAUUACUGACGUGAGUUCAAGCUUUUCUUCAAUUUAACAGUGGCUAAGUUUUGUUUUUCCAGAAGAAACGAAACCAAUUUCUUUGGGGAGCGCCGACGAGUUGUAUUUUGUAUAUGCAGAACAAGCCCAGAAACCCCUUGCAAUACGCCCGACCUUCUGCUGCCUCAUAUAUUCACCAUGAGUGUCCAGCCAAGCCGAUAUUUACGUAACGACAGAACAGUAGGUGCUACGAUGACAGACAGUGUGCUGUCUAUGAUAAUGUGAGGACAUUGUCGAGUCUUCACUUUCAGGUUAUCGAGACAUGUCUGGGCAAUCAUGCUGGAGAUUAUCCCGUCGAUAUCAAGCCCUACGACCCCGCAUUGGCAUACGAUUACGCCAUGCAGACGUUGUGUGUUGUGCAGAAGAGCAAACUCAGCGAUCAGACAUACGACCGGUCGGGUAAGGCUUGUCAUUGUAGGGAUAGGAAUUAUGGUUUUAUAAAAGUCAAAUAUUACAAUUUAUUGUGCAUUAACUUACGUCAUUUGAUUGUCAGACACCUAUCGAGCGAAUGAACGCGAUUUCCUCUUGUUCAACAACACAGUAGACGAAGACGCCCCGUAUAUCGACAGCAAUUCCUGGACCUUCUUGAACAGACAUGAAAGAAUCGUCGACGCCGAUGCCAGAGCUUUAAUGCAUGUUCUUUGUGAGUUCAGAGCGGAGAUUUUGAUGACUGGAUGCAAAUGUGCGUACGUAACAUCCAUCGACAACAUCCUUUGCUGCUGUAAUCACAAGGACAAGGCGAGGUUCACCCAAGCAAUCGACGAUCUGCCCCCCUUGACUUAUGAUGAUUUCUUUGAUAAUAUGGUCCCGAUUGAAUGGAGAAAUAAAUAA
Messenger RNA from Bursaphelenchus xylophilus (pine wood nematode), 3057 nucleotides. The record is from the annotation of a GenBank genome assembly. NCBI's taxonomy places the organism in Eukaryota, Metazoa, Nematoda, Chromadorea, Rhabditida, Aphelenchoididae.